Messenger RNA from Sipha flava (yellow sugarcane aphid), 1308 nucleotides. RefSeq names its product E3 ubiquitin-protein ligase RING1-like. Gene Ontology annotation, molecular function: ubiquitin protein ligase activity; chromatin binding. Bases 155 to 1174 code for a protein of 339 amino acids. Gene Ontology annotation, cellular component: PcG protein complex; ubiquitin ligase complex. NCBI's taxonomy places the organism in Eukaryota, Metazoa, Arthropoda, Insecta, Hemiptera, Aphididae. The transcript is spliced from 3 exons. The record is from RefSeq and is a predicted model, not a curated record.
UGAAUUAAAAUUUAAUAUAAUAUUUUUUAAUUAUAUUAAUUAAUUAUUAAUACCUACUAGGUAUUGUGUAUUCAAUAUCUCCUGUGAUUUUCAUAAAAAAUUCUUGAAGUUUCUUUUUUUUAGAUCAUAAUCGUUAAACAAAUUUUUUUUUAAUAUGGCUUCAGCAGAUCCAAUGGGUCUUUCUAAGACUUGGGAACUUUCACUGUAUGAAUUGCACAGAUCUCCUCAAGAAGCUAUUACAGAUAAUACUGAAAUUGCUGUUUCCCCGAGAAGUCUUCAUAGUGAGCUUAUGUGCCCAAUAUGUUUGGAUAUGUUGAAAAAAACAAUGACAACUAAAGAGUGUCUCCAUAGAUUCUGUUCAGACUGUAUUGUAACUGCCCUUCGUUCAGGUAAUAAAGAAUGCCCUACUUGUCGCAAGAAAUUAGUAUCUAAACGUUCUUUACGUCCUGAUCCAAAUUUUGAUCUUCUUAUUUCUAAAAUUUAUCCCAGCCGUGAUGAAUAUGAAGCUCAUCAAACUAGAGUGUUGGAAAAACUUAAUAAAAGUCAUAGUCAGGCUAAUUUAGUACAAUCAAUAAAUGAAGGUAUUAAAUUACAAACUCAAAACCGUUUACAACGAACUAAGAAGAACCAGCAUGAAGAUCAAAAUGAAAACAGUUCAACAAUUACAUCAAAACCUUCAAAUUCAAAUAAUUCCAGUCAAAGUAGAGAUAAUGUGACUAGAACAAUGGUACAAACUAAGGUGGCUAAAAAAAUGAAAUCUGUUAUGAUAUCUGAAAAAGAAGGACCAGCUUCAGUUGUUGAUACCUCAGAUAUUACAGAAUGUGAUGGUACAUCCAAAGGAAUAUCAGUAGAUGAGAUAGAACUAGUAUUUAAACCUCAUCCUACAGAAAUGGCUAGUGAUAACCAUUUAAUAAGAGUGUUGAAAGAAAACUCUAUUCGUUAUAUUAAAACUACAGCAAAUGCUACUGUUGAUCAUCUGAGUAAGUAUUUGGCUAUGCGAUUAACUUUGGAUCUUGGGCCAGAACUUCCAGAACGUGCUCUCAGUUUCUUAAUCUAUGUUGCACCUACUGCAGAUCAAUUUGUACCACUCAGUGGUAACCAAACACUCCGCAUUGUACAUGACAAGUUUUGGAAAGUUAAUAAACCUCUAGAAAUGUUCUACUCUUUUACGUAAAUUACAUUUUCUUGAUACAUAUGAAAAUAUAAAUUUAUUUAUAAGCAAAAGUACCUUCAUUUCGCCACAUAUUGUUGUGAAGUUAAUAUUAAUUAAAUUUUCUUUGCUAUAUGAUUAUUUUGGCAUUUUAUAUU